This is a messenger RNA of Cheilinus undulatus (humphead wrasse), 2085 nucleotides long. Its product is annotated as myelin-associated glycoprotein. The transcript is spliced from 13 exons. Bases 180 to 1532 code for a protein of 450 amino acids. Lineage: Eukaryota; Metazoa; Chordata; Actinopteri; Labriformes; Labridae. The record is from RefSeq and is a predicted model, not a curated record.
CACAGCUGGACUUGUUUGUGCAAACACGCUUUCAGGAAUUUAAAAAAUUACUUCACCACACAUUUCCUUUCUGCAUCAGCUCUUCCUCUAAAUGUUUAUUCCUCUUUCACUGCCCUGAAAAUCAGUUCCAGUUUUUAUGUCCACAGCUUGGAUUUAAAGUCUUCGUCUCAGAGUUUGACAUGGGUGUUGAUCUGACGUCUGUCGCUUUAGUUGUUGUUCUGAUGCAAGGUGUCUAUUGUCAAACCUGGAAUGUGUUUCUGCCUCAAAGGAUCAUGGGUGUCGCUGGGCCCUGUCUCACUAUCCCAUGUGGUUUCAGCAUCCCUGAAAGCUAUGAACCAGAACUGCAGGUGAACUGCUCAGCUGGAGCUAUUUGGAGGAGAGGAAAACACUAUGGUCCUGAUGUCUUGAGUGAACGCAACCCCAAACUCAACAAGUUACAGGGGAGCAUGGAUGGAGACUUGAGGAAGAAGAACUGCACGACCACACUCCACAGCCUCCCAAAGAACUACAGCCAGGUGCUCUUCUUCAGACUGGAGUGUUUAGGGGAGCUGAAGUACAGUUUUACUAAAGGCGUCACAAUCAUCUCUCAGUCAGAAAUACCUCCCCCUCAGCUCAGCCAGGCUCAGCCUGUCCAAGAGGGAGAUAUAGUGACGCUGCGGUGUUCAGUCCCCGUCCCCUGCCCCGCCAAGCCCCCCUCCCUCACCUGGCUUCCCAGAGACAGCACAUCACAGGAGAAGACGCGGGUAGAGCAGACAGAUGGACAGAUGAUGAUGACGUCCACGCUGACCUUCAUCGCCUCUGCAGACCAACACAGCCGGGGAGUCAGCUGCAGUGUUUCCUACCCGCUGACAGAAGGGGGCAGCACUGAGCCGUCUGCAGCCACUCAGAGAAUCAGCGUCCUCUAUGCUCCUAGAUCAACAGGCGUGACACUCAGCACGUCUGGUCCUGUAGCCGAAGGCACCUCUGUGGCUCUCACAUGUUCCAGUGAGUCAAACCCUCCUGUGAGUCUCUACACCUGGUACAGAGCCGACAGUGGGCAGCCGAUAAAGAGAGCCAAGGGACAGACGCUGAUCCUCCGGGUGCGACAUAACGACAGUGGGCUCUAUCUGUGUGAGGCUCAGAACGUUCGAGGCUCUCACAGGUCCACACCUGUGUCCCUGCAGGUGAUCAGCAGCACAGGUAGCAGAGAGUUUUCUGCUUUGGUUAUUCCCUACAUUGUUUGUGGAAUUAUGUUUGCCCUCUUCAUUCUUAUUGUUGCUGUUGGCGUGUGCAAGUAUCAAAGUCUUUCCAGGAGGCUGAAGCAGGUGGAGCUGAAGGAGGAAACUGCAUACACGACUCUGCAGAUCAGCAGUAUCACCUCUGACUACGAUCAGAUACAGCCUCAGAAACCCAAAUCAAAGAUUUCACCAGAUCUCACCAACUAUGAGAACAUAGAAGAAAUGAAGAUCUCGAAAGCCAGCACCAGCCAGAGUAGAAGUAAAGCUCUAGUCUUUGAUUUUAUCUUGUCAUCUGCACCAUCAGCUCUGAUCUAAGACGCCUCCAGGCUAAUAAAACUCAAAUGUGCUUGAAAAGUUGGAAGGUGGUAGCAGGGGUGUAGCUAGGGACCACCCCCCCCCGCUCAAAAAAUGUGCAGGGCCCCCUUCUUGCAGCCACAAGGCAAAAGAAAAGUUGCAUCAUUUUUUACAAAUGUCUAGCCCAGUGAUUCCCAACCUGUGGGCCGCGGCCCCCUGGUGGGCCACGUAGGUAUUGCAAGUGGGCCACCGAAUCAUUUCCAAAAUAGAAUGAUUUUUGUGGGGGAAGGGGAAAUGUAAUUAUAAAAAAAUGAAAAUAUACAGAAUAGUGAUAAUAAGUGUUUUAAAUGUUAAAACUUAGUUACAUUUUAAAGGAUAUUAAAAAUGUUCAAAUAUUCUUUUCAUUAUUUUGUUUUUUUUUUCCUUCAAGAUGUGACAAGCAAAUGGGAGAUAGGAACUUUUGUUGUUAUCUAGAGGUUAUUGUGUGGACAGCUCCUUUAAAACUGUAAUACUGAAGGUGAUGCAACAUGUUAUAGAUGCUGUUUUAGUGACUGUGGAGCUUCCAACAUGUUUC